AUGGCGAAAAUCUACAAAGACUCAAGGGUCGAUCUUCGGCCUUACGCCCCGACCACGGUCGCUAACAUCCAGAUCCCUACACAAGAGAGCCUGAUCAGACGCCCACGCUUUUCUAUCUCAACGGCCGAUCAAGAACUGCCAAUCGCCAAAGACGAAGACGAGUUCGCGAGACGAUACCUUGCGACACAAGGGAAUGUCUACUUCCGCAAGCGCAGGGUCUAUCCGCGGACCUUCUUGUGGAGGGUCAUCAACGACAACAAAGUGCUUGAGAUCCAGUGCGCGGACCUGACCAAGGGUGGGACUGAAGUUUACGAAUACAAUGUAACUUUACGACUAGACUUCCAAGAGGACAUCCUUCCUUUUGGGGUUGAGCUCUCCGAUUCCGAAGACCACGAAAUCAUCAAUGUCUUUGUGAUCACCGCAUCCAAGCACCUCCACACUCUGUCUCUACGCCCUGAAUUCUUCCGCCGAACCUCCUCCAUCGACGAAAAUGUGAGAGACUGGUGCAAAACCUGCCUCCCCGCUCCUUUGGCCUUCUCGAACCCCCACCGACUACACGCUAGCAGCCCUCUUGAACUGUUCAUUUCCCUUGACAAUGGCGCGUUGCUGCGAUUGACCCGCAGAGCUGGAGACGACGGCUCCCACUGGUCCCCUCUUACCUUCGACGAGCGCACAUGGGGCUCUUCAAUCCGAGGCCUUGUGAAAUGGAACGCGCCCUCCUCCAUCCGACACGACGGGCGCAAUCUCGAUUUGAAUGUCGCCAAUGCGAUCGCGACCACAUCCGACGAAACCUACGUUUUUGCGAUCUGCCUAAACCACACCCUCAAGAUCUGGAAUCUUGCCACGAACAAACUUGCAGCUACAAAGGACCUCCUCGGACGCCAGAUUCAGGACCUGGAUGUCGUUUCAUACACACUGAACCCCGCCGAGUCAUCAUUUAUGCGCGUUUUCAAUGCCGAGCGGGCAAUGGACGGGGGGCACCGCUACUACGUGGUAACAUACUCACCAUUUGAGGAUGGAAAAUUCAAGUUCUGGGCUGUGAAGGGUGGUCUGACAUCCGACCUUGUGAUCGAGGAAUUGUUCCCGAAUGAUACUUUCCGACCCGUGGACCCCGAUGCGACUGGCAAUAUGUUCUGGAACAUCGCCGAUUUCCAAAUUAAGUCCCGGGAAGAAGGCAAGGGAAUGGAGAUGUGGGUGCUCUGGAGAAACCACGGUCUUUAUCAACUCUAUACCCUGCACUUCGAUCUACAAACUCUUGUGUCGGAUUGGGCCAACAAGUGGGUUUCAACAACAUUCGAAACACAUCGACACGAAUUGCCACCUUCUCUGGUCGUGGACGACGUUGUCGAUCCAACAGAAAAAUGGCUGCAGUACUUGCUGCAGCCGAACAGAUAUUUGCCCGAGGUCCUAGAGACCGCUCUGGCCGUAUAUCAAGAAGCCCUGAAGCCGCUUUCAUCGGCUUCUUCCGGUGGAUUGAAAAAGAGUUUGCCUUUGGCGGAACGACUCUGCUCUGCGAUAGCAUCUGCAGUAUCACUUCGAAAAUUCGCUGAUGAUGAGAUGGACUAUCACCGCUUCACAUCUGACACAGACGCCAAGUGGCGUCAGUUCUGGCAGGUCGCAGAAGACCUCAAUAAGCGUCGAUUCGAACCAGUCUCCCUCGCCUACGACUCUUACACCGAUAUGCCCUGGCUGCUCCUGUCCGACGCCUGUGCGGUAGUGCGAGAGUGCAGUAUCACCGAACUCUUGCUGCACAAUUCCGAUACCGAGAUUACUGAUGGCGUGCCGCUCAUGAUGGACCGCUGGAGGCACAGGAAUGUCCCCAGGGAAAUUGGCCCCGACUCCCAAACUGCUUCUGUUUUACUGAGGGUGGCGUCUGAUUUCCGCAAGAAGUUCACUGCUCAACUUGAUGGGGCGUGCAGGGCUGCCCUCCAGGCCGAAAUAUUCUCGGAGCCUUCUUCAUCGAUCUUGGAUCGCAUGGACAGCUUCCGGGAGCGCUGCGACUUCACAAACCAGAUCUCGAACAAGACAUUUGAUAAUUUGGACGCUGCUUUGAGCGAAUAUAUGGACACGGAUUCCUUGCCCAUGAAUGCAUUCCUUGCUAUCAUUCAUACAGCCUCGCUUCACUUCUGCGGAGAAGACUCUGAGCUUUCUUCGACUUGCUUCGGAGCCCGAGUCCUCGUCAGUGGCGCUCAGGAAACAAUCUCCAUCAUGCGCCAAAUAUUCUUCGAUCUAUUGAUUCUUGUCACAUUCUUGGACGGCGAGCUGGAGCAAUCCAGCGACUCGGAGUUUGAUGCGCCCGCUCUUUUUGCUUCUCUCGUCGAUCUUCUGCGCGAGUAUGAGAUGAUGGCUUGGCUCAGCUCCAACGUCCGCAAGUGCCCGGACAGCCCUGUAAAGCCACAAGAGUCGUCAACAUCGAGACUUCUCAAGGAGAGCAACUCCAAGGGCAAGAAUCAACGAACUGCAAGCAUUCUCGAGGACUUGUUCGUGACCGACAUCAAACCACAGCAAGCAAUUGAUUCUCCCCAGACCUACACCCUGACUUUGGGUAUCAGAGAUGUUGUGGCUUGGAUCACCCGCGCAGGCGAGGUAAACUAUCAGAAUGCUGUCGCCCACAUUCAAUGCGACUUGAUCGCCAAGAAUAAUAUUGACCUUGCAUGGGACUUCCUGCGUUUCCAGGCAAGCACCUCCUGGUCGACGUAUGUCAAGGGCCGCUUGCAUGCCGCUAUGUCAGAAUUUGAUGCUGCAGCAAUCUACUUCCGAAAGGCAGCCUACCUGCUAUCCUGCGGAAAACCGAUGGGCAACCUUUCCGACAUGUCGGCAGAGUUGCUGGAUCUCCUCGACGGGGACUGCUUCCACAACGGUCUCGCAAAAUACUACCAGCACGUCCUUUCGAUCUUUGAAAAAGCGCGCUCAUACUCCCACGUCGCGGACUUCGCCAGCCUGGCGCUGCAAGCCCUUGACUCCGAAGUCUGGGCUGAGCAAGACGUCGAAUACUCCACCACUCGUGACGAUCUUCUCUCACGCUUAUUCACUGGUGCCCUGAAGACGUGCCAGUUCGACCAAGCAUACUCCGCUUUGACCAGAUUACAAGACCUCAAACUACAAAAGACUGAGCUCACCGAGCUCAUUUCCACCAUUCUGGCUGUCUCCGGCCCCGGAACCACCGGUCUCAAGCAGAUCCUCCGCUUCCCCACUUCCCUCGUGCCCAAUAUUGCCUCUUUCAUCGACGAGAUCCUUGUCCACCUGACCCGCAAACAAACCACCAACGUCUCCUGGCAGGAUGCCGAUAGCAAAGCCUUCCAAGCCACCCCCGACUACACUCGUAUUCUUCAGGCCUACCGCAUCGCCCGCAGCGACUACCGUGGCGCCGCUGAAAUCGCCUAUCGCAGUGUCCAGCGUCUCCGCAAGGCCCGAGACACCUCAUCAGCGCUCACCCACAAGGUCAAGGAUGCCGACGAGGCCGCCCACCCCACUGUCGAAGAAGACGAUGCGGAAAGUCAGGAAAUCCGCCACGAACUCCUCUCUCUCAUCAACCUUCUCGCCUGCGUCGACAAGAGCGAAGCCUACAUCCUCGUCGAAAGCGGUCCCCCAAUCAGCACCACGUUCAACGACGAGCGACGCCCAAGCACCCACGCAGACGAGGAAGGAAACAUCUCCAUGGAAGAUGCCGACAGCCCCUCUGUCAAAACCACCAACCGCCGAGGCAGCACCAAAUCCGCCAUCGACCGACGAAGUAGCGUCUCUUCCGAAGUUCCUGCCACGAAUCAUCUGCUUAAGCGCCGCAUCAUCGUCACGCUCGAGCAUCUCCGCCGCGAAUUCCAGUCCGAGCUUGAUCGCGUUAGUCGAAUUGAGCGCGGUGAUUGGGAGUUUGGACUUUAUGAGGAGGAGUUGCAGCAUGAUGAUGAAAUGGUGCUGUAG
Messenger RNA from Penicillium salamii, 3918 nucleotides. Lineage: Eukaryota; Fungi; Ascomycota; Eurotiomycetes; Eurotiales; Aspergillaceae. The record is from the annotation of a GenBank genome assembly.